Molecule: messenger RNA, 2437 nt
Organism: Rhinopithecus roxellana (golden snub-nosed monkey)
Lineage: Eukaryota; Metazoa; Chordata; Mammalia; Primates; Cercopithecidae
Gene: SULT1C4
Product: sulfotransferase family 1C member 4
Exons: 7
Coding region: 324-1217 (297 amino acids)
Biological process (GO): sulfation
Cellular component (GO): cytoplasm
Molecular function (GO): sulfotransferase activity
Source: RefSeq, a predicted model, not a curated record
CAGGGUUUAUGACCGCCUCUGCUGUGAUGUCACAGCCUGGUAGGGAGGGGGCUGCAGUCCUCAGGAAACUGCCAGUGGACAAAGUCAUAAACAAGAGUUCCAGUUCCCUGGAACCUGAGUCAGGAGGCCUGCAGUUCACUUUCUGUCUGUUUGCUGGCCAGCACCAGACUCUCCCAGACAGGCCUACGCUAGAGGGCUGGACAGUGUGGUAGAGUGGUGGACAGAGUGCUGCCUCUAUCCACAAUGCAGCCAUAUGCUGGCUGAGAGAUAACUUUGUGUCUGGAAGAGCCCUCUGAUUUCCUAUACUAACGGCCUUACACAAGAUGGAGGAUUUUACAUUUGAUGGAACAAAGCGCUUAAGUGUCGACUACGUGAAGGGAAUUCUUCAACCCACAGUCACCUGUGACAUCUGGGAUGAGAUCUGGAACUUCCAAGCCAAGCCUGAUGACCUGCUUAUUUCUACCUAUCCUAAAGCAGGAACAACAUGGACACAGGAGAUAGUGGAAUUAAUACAAAAUGAAGGUGAUGUGGAGAAAAGUAAAGAGGCACCAACUCAUCAACGAUUUCCUUUCCUCGAAUGGAAAAUCCCAUCCUUAGGAUCUGGUUUGGAACAAGCUCAUGCAAUGCCCUCACCACGGAUCCUGAAAACACAUCUUCCUUUUCACUUGCUGCCACCAUCCUUCCUAGAGAAAAACUGUAAGAUAAUCUAUGUAGCAAGAAAUCCCAAGGACAACAUGGUGUCCUAUUACCAUUUCCAAAGAAUGAAUAAAGCACUUCCUGAUCCAGGAACAUGGGAAGAGUAUUUUGAGACUUUUCUGGCUGGGAAAGUGUGCUGGGGCUCCUGGCAUGAACAUGUGAAAGGAUGGUGGGAAGCCAAAGACAAACACCGUAUUCUCUACCUCUUCUAUGAGGACAUGAACAAGAACCCAAAGCAUGAAGUUCAGAAGCUAACAGAAUUUAUUGAGAAGAAACUAGAUGACAAAGUUCUAGAUAAAAUUGUCCAUUACACUUCAUUUGAUGUUAUGAAACAGAAUCCAAUGGCAAACUAUUCAUCGAUUCCUGCUGAAAUCAUGGACCACUCCAUUUCUCCAUUCAUGAGAAAAGGGGCAGUGGGAGAUUGGAAGAAACACUUCACCGUGGCUCAGAAUGAGAGAUUUGAUGAAGAUUACAAGAAGAAAAUGGCUGAUACCAGACUAACUUUCCACUUCCAAUUCUAGUAUGGAAGAAAAAGAACUAAAAAUAUUUUAGUUUAUUACCCAGUAUAUUUAGGUAAUAAUGAAAGUUUAAUUCUCAAAACAAAUGAUAUCAGAUUCCAGUUAUCAGAAUAGUUUAUUGUGUUUGCUCUUGUUCACUCUACUAAAAAAAAAUUUUAAAAGGCUGGGGGCAAGGUGGUGACAGGCAGCAGGGUGGCAACAUGGAGAGAGGGAAGCUCAGUAAGUCACUAGUUACAAUCCUGGUAUCAUUGCCAAUUAUCAUAUUUACAUUUCUUACAAUCAUGUGCUUAUUAACAUAUUGAAAAUGCUUCAGUCCUCACAUGAUAAUACACUAACAUUUUCAGAUUGCGUUUUGGUUCAAGUUAAUUUUUAAAUGCAUCACUAAUGUGUAAAUAGUGACUGUUCCAGCAAUUUUUUGGUGGUGAACUGUCAAAUGACUCAUUUUCCUCUUGGACCCUCCAAGAAAAACUUCAGGGUCCUAGUGUAAUACAUCUGUCCCCAUUUCUCACCAGCCUACAUAUUUAACUGGACUCACUCUCCCACCCUCAGCUAAUGCUACAAUCCUGGAGUCACCUCUUGACUCAUCUUUCCCAGUGCCGCCACAAUCCAUUCUAAUCUGUCAGCAAAAUCUGUCAGUUUUAAGCUAUGAAAUCUCUUACAGUAUUUCUAUCUAACCAUUCCUUGUUUUCCUUCUAUUUCUAUAGCCACCUUUCUGGUUCAGAAACCUUUUACUUCUUGUCUCAACUAAUGUAAUAGCUUCCUAACUCCUUUCUAUUUCACACAUAUGGUAAGGUUAUUUUCCUUAAAAAGACUCUUAUUAUGUUGUUCCUUAGCUCAAAAUCCUUCAAUGACUGAAUUUUCACUGCCUGAAAGACAAACCCCAAGCUUUUAGCUAUGAAUUCAAAAGCAGCUGUAACCAUAAUGACUCCAGCCUUCACUUCCAGCUUCACCUUCCAAACCACCUCCAUAUUCCAGCAAAUUAGCCUACUUACUUGUUCCUAGUCACAUCUUACAGCUUCCUACCCUCCCAGUUUUAUUCAUACCAAGCCUCCUCCUGAAAUUUCCUUUCCUUUCUUUCUACCUACCCAAGACAUACAACAUGCUUCAAUAACCAGUCCCUUCCUCCUACAAACCCUACAACCUGGAAAGCACUCUUGCUUUUCCGAAGUCCUCUACACUUGGUGUAACUCUUCUGUGAUGAAGAUUAAAGUGUAUUAUGGCAA